GUCAGCUCAGUGAUGGCGGAGGCCUACGACAACGACGCGAUGGUGAAUUAUCACGGCGAUUUCUCCAAAAGCGACAGAAAACACAGUCGUUACCCGCACUGCAUCGUGUGGACACCGAUCCCCAUCUUAUCGUGGGUGCUCCCCUUCAUUGGUCACAUGGGUAUAUGCACCUCUACUGGAGUCGUACGAGAUUUUGCAGGAUCAUACUUUGUCUCUGAGGACAACAUGGGCUUUGGCAGACCAACAAAGUAUUGGAAGCUUGAUGUUGAUAAAGUUUGUGGCAAUGGCGUUGCUACGUGGGACAAAGCCGUACACGAUGCAUCUGAGGAAUACAAAUGUAGGCCGCACAAUCUGUGUUUUGAUAACUGUCAUUCCCACGUGGCCAUGGCCCUGAACCUCAUGCGCUAUGACAACAGCACAUCUUGGAACAUGAUGAAUCUGUGUGUGCUGAUGCUCAUCCAUGGAAAACAUGUGAGCUGGCCAGGGUUUCUCAAGACCUGGCUCCCCUUCUUCAUGCUGUGCGGAGUCCUCGCCACGUUCAUCCUGACCUUCAACCUGCAGUAACGACCCCACCAGUGACGACUCACACACUUUGUUUGUGCUGUUAGUGGCUGUUGAAUUGAGCCACAUUUUGAGGCGAUGCUUGUUUGCCCACACGGUACCAAGCAGAGCACGUCAGAGUCGACGGCGUCUCUGCGCGGUAUCUCAAGGCAAAGCUCAGCUGUUUUGUUUU
Molecule: messenger RNA, 733 nt
Organism: Thalassophryne amazonica
Lineage: Eukaryota; Metazoa; Chordata; Actinopteri; Batrachoidiformes; Batrachoididae
Product: transmembrane protein 222-like
Exons: 6
Coding region: 13-564 (183 amino acids)
Source: RefSeq, a predicted model, not a curated record